GCGGGGCGGGACUCUGCCCCUGAUAAGCCUGGUCUCCGGCGCGGGCGGCGUUUUCUGCCUCCGGUCUCUGCCCCGCGGCGCUCGCGAUGCUGGUCCAGUUCGCCCCGCUGCGGCUGCCGCUGCGCCGCCGCCUCCAAACCGCCGCGGUGCUGCAGUGGGUCUUUUCCUUCCUGGCGCUGGGUGAGGUCUCUGGAAAGGGGGGCGGGGCUCCUCCUAUGGGGCAAGAACCCAGGGCGCUGCUGCCCGGGGGGGGGGGGCGCCUUGGGAAGGGGCUGGUUUCGGGGGGCGCUGCCCGCAGGUGGCGAAGAGGCAGGUAUUCAUUUCGGGGCGGCGGGAGAAGAGACUUUCCUGUGCCUAUUUCAGGGGGGGCUGCAGGAUUUUCGCUUUUUGGGGGGCUGUGCAAUUCCGGGGAUUCUUUAACAAAAAAAGUCGAGGCGGGGAGAGUUUGGCGCCUCUCAAGGAGUUUGUGGGCUGCCUUGCUGGGCAGAAGGUGCGUUGCCUGGGGGGGGGGGUCCCUCCUCCUAGCUCCCCACUAGGAAAGGGGGCGACUCUGCCAGCUUGGUUGAAAGCAGCCUGCAGAAUCCGCCCUGCUAAGAGGGUGUCGAUUUGGAGGGAGCAGGUAAUGAGUUUUGGGUUGGCUGCGCAGGUGGGUGGGAGGCUGGGAAAGGGGUCUCUUCUUCAGCAUCCCAUCAGCGUCUGCUCCAGAGCCAAGGCCGCAGCAGAGUGCCUCUGAGCAUGUGCAGAGAGAGGUCCCUUUUGCUGUUGUUUGAGCAGGCAUUCAUUGGUACUUUCCUGCUUUGUAUAGUUUAACUUUGCAUACCGACCUUCAGGGAUGGUUUGCAGCUUAAAAAUGCAACGUUAAAAAAUGCAAAAUAAACAAUAAGACAAAAUAAUAAACAAGAGCAAAGACAAAGAAAGACACCCCCCCUUAUUUCAAAAGGUAUUGGAUGUUAACCAGCCAGAGGCAGAGGCUGCAAUGGCAAGGCUGAGCUGAGGAUAUGGAGCAUGCGCAGAGUGCCUUUCCUUUCACAGUGUGGGGCAAUCCAGCCAGAUGGGUGGGGUAUAAAUAAUAAAAUUAUUUUCAUCAUAUCAUGUUCAAGAGAAACAUUUUUAUGUAUCAUGAAGGAGCAAACUGAACCUCCCUUGAAUGGGACCCCAAGGGGUCAUCCAGCCCAACCCCCUUCGAGGCAGGAAUCGGCUGUGGUGGAGCAGGGGCUGGUCCCUUUCCCAGCAGCCAACCUCUCGGAGGGGCUUGUGGUGUGGGAUUUGCAGGCAUUGUAUGUGUGUUGGUUUUCCUGGGUGGGGCGAACACUGAGGACUAGCCUCUUGAGGGCAGCUAACCUAACCCAGGCCUGCCUCUCUCCCCAGCGCAAUGCUGCCUGGUCUUGUUCCUCGUCUUGCUCCUGGGAGACGGCUGGGUGCUGGCUGUCCUCUACGCCGCCUGGCUGUACCUGGACUGGGAGACUCCGGCCAGAGGGGGCCGUCGCUCCAACUGGGUCCGCAACUGGGCUGUGUGGCGCUACUUCCGAGACUACUUCCCCAUGACGGUGAGCAGGGCGUGUGUGUGUGUGUGUGUGUGUGUGUGUGUCUUUGGGCUGUGAAAUCUGAGGGCCCCCUUGGACAAAAAACAAGGACAGACCCCAGCCAGGAAUCCCAGAGCAAAACAGCAGCCAGUCGGCUUGGUCUUGAUUGAAGACUGUCGGACAGGACUCCCACCUGCCACCAGGUGGAACAAGAUGGAAGCCCCCAACAAAAGAGAACCCAAACUUUUAUUAGCUGCUGAUCCCCAUGUUAAGAGGGACACAGGUGGCACUGUGAGUUAAACCACAGAGCCUAGGGCUUGCCGAUCAGAAGGUUGGUGGUUCGAAUCCCCACGACAGGGUGAGCUCCCGUUGCUCUGUCCCUGCUCCUGCCAACCUAGCAGUUCGAAAGCACGUUAAAUAGAUAAAUAGGUACCGCUCCGGCGGGAAGGUAAACGGUGUUUCCGUGCGAUGCUCUGGUUCGCCAGAAGUGGCUUAGUCAUGCUGGCCACAUGACCCGGAAGUUGUACGCCAGCUCCCUCGGCCAGUAAAGCGAGAUGAGUGCCGCAACCCCAGAGUCGUCCACAACUGGACCUAAUGGUCAGGGGUCCCUUUACCUUUAAUCCCCAUGUUACAUCCCCCCCAAACUACAUCAUGGUUACAUCAUGAAAGGGAAGGUCUGGUGGCAGGAAUCUGAGCAUCCUGGACCCUGCCCCAUGGUUCCCCUUGCCCUCCACCAAACACCCAUCAAGUGUAGCAAAAGAGAUAUUUACAUUUCCCUGUUUCCCAGCCAGUUAAUCCCACCCUUUUGUCUCCAUCUGGGUUUGGUAUUUCUGGAAUGGCUACCUGUCUGGCACUCAGGUAUCAGGAGGCCAGGGAUUAUCACUCAGGCAGAGGGGCUGCUGAGGAGCUGAGCUCACAGGUCUAGAUGAAUUUCUGAAGUUUUCCCAGUGAGCCAGUACAUAGAGACAUUUAUCAGUGAAUUCUUACAUUUGGUAUCGUGCAGCAGAGGCCCUUUGAACAGAUAGGAAGAAACUGUGAUGGGGGCAAAUCACAAGUCACCAAAGUGAUUGUGCUGAUUUUGGUAGUGGGCUGCAUGUGCAUGAUAUCUGCUGGAGGGGCAACCCCCACCCCAACCUAUACAUAAAUUCCUGCAACAGGGCCUGGCGUGGCCUGUGCCCUCCUUGGCAGGGUGGCGUGCAGAGAGUUGCAGCCCAGCUGGUGCCAGACGGCUUGCCCUACUUUCCUUUGGGGGCCAAGGACCUCCAGACACACUGCCCAGGCCUGUGCACUUCGAUGCUGCAAACCCAGCGGUUAGACUUCACCCCAGGAGACAGAGAGAUGCCAAAGGCAGGAGUCGGAAGGGGGACCCUCAAGGGACAUCUAGCCCAACCCGCUUGCCUUGCAGGAAUUGCAGCUAACGAAUCCCUGAUCCGGAUGGCCAGCCAACCUCUGUUAAAAACCCUCUGAGGAAGGGGAGCCCACUGCCUUCUGGGUCAGUUGAACGCCUCUUGCAGACAGAAAGUUGUUGUAUGUAACGUCAAAUAAGAGAAAUGUGUAACAAAUUGAGAAUUAAUUGGUUUAAGUGAUGAAAAGAGAGAUAUAAUCUAUAUAUCCUUCUGGCUUCUCCACAUCCUCCUUUCGCCACUGCCUGCCUCCCCAUGCCCUCGCCGGACUUCCCUCUCGGCCCCACUUGACCUGGGUACAAAUUCCACCUCUGUUUGAACAGCAGGAGCAAACAUUCAGGAAAAGCCACAUUCCUUCUGUCCUGUGGAAUAGAGAGGACUUCCCUGGAGUCCUUCGCAGACCCAUAAAAGCUCUGCAGCCCCAUGGGAGGGGGUCAGUGUCUGCCCCAUAUUGGAGAGGUGUGUGGGAGGCGGAGGCUGCAGUGGCAAGGCUGAGCUGAGACACGGAGCAUGCGCAGAGUGCCUUUCCUUCCACAGUGUGGAGCCGGCGCUGCUGCAGCUGCCUCCUAAUACCCUCUUUGCAUUUGUAAGGAAACUCUGGAACUCCCUGCCUGUUGAUAUCAGCCAGGCGCUUUUGCAGGGCUCUUUUUGCCGAGAACAUUUCUGCUUAGAAACAGAUACUUAGACCGUGGUGCUGAUAACGCCAAGGUUGCAGGUUCGAUCCCUGAAUGGCACAUCUGCCUAUUCCUGCAUUGCAGGGGUUGGACUAGAUGACCCUGGGGUCCCUUCCAACUGUUAGUCCAAGGCCUGUUUUUAGUUGAUUGCUAGCUUUAUUCUUCGAUUGUUCUGAAGAGUUGCUUUUACCAGUACUUUUAUUGACAGACUCUUUUCAAUUUAGUCGGCCUUGGUGAAGAUUUGACGUUUUCAUCCCCAAAAAGUUUUUGAUUUGAGUUUCUACUGAAAUGAGGCUGCAUUUUAACGUUGUGUUUUAAUCCUGUUUUUAUGCUGUAUUUUAAUCAAUUGUUUUUUACAUCUGGUGUUAGCUGCCCUGAGCCUGGUCUUGGCUGGGGAGGGCAGGGUAUAAAUAAAACUUAUUAUUAUUAUUAUUAUUAUUCACCAAUUGCUCUCAGGUUUUUUUUCUCUCUGUGUGUGCAAUAAAUAAAACCCCACAGGUGUGCUGCAGGUUUCCAUCUGGGUUCAGAAGUGGGGCUCCCCAAUGGGGCUGGCCCUGGGAACCAGAGAACGGCUUUGAGCCACAGAAUUGUAGGGUUGCGUGGGACCCCCAAAGGUCAUCCAGCCCAACCCUCUGCAGUGCAGGGGUCCAGUGACAACAUCUGCGGGAAACACCCAUAUCCCUCUAGGGUAAUUCAUUGCGGGGGUCACCAAAUAGCCCUCUCCCCCUACCACCUUCGGGUGCCCUCCCCUGCCCGAAAAGUGAGGGGUGUGUGUGUGUGAGGAAUCUCCCCCGCCUCCCUUCUUGCCCCCUUGUGCUGCCUGCCCCCCAUGUUUCCGGCUGCUUCCUCACCCUGCCCCCCUUUUUCUCCCCCCGCCCCACGGCAGCUGGUGAAGACGAUGGAUCUGGACCCCUCGCGCAACUACCUCUUCGGCUUCCACCCCCACGGAGUGCUGGUGGCUGGCGCCUUCGGGAACUUCUGCACAGAGGGCACCGGCUUCUCUGCCCUCUUCCCGGGACUCACCCCACACCUGCUGAUGCUGCCCUUCUGGUUCAAGGUGCCCUUCUUCCGAGACUACAUCAUGAGCGGCGGUGAGAGGCUUGGGGGACCCGGGCAGGGGGCUGCCAGGCUUGGGUGGGUGGGUGUGGGGCAAGAGGAACCUCCACGUGCCAUUAUAUGAACUGAAUAUUGCAUACGGUUCUGGUCGCCUCUCCUUUAAAAGGAUAUCGAAGAGUUGGGAGAUGUACAGAAGGAGAUGAUGGAGCGACUCUCCUAUGAGGAAAGGGGGCGCUUUUAAGUUUAAAGACAAGAGGCUAUGAAAUCAUGUGUGGCAUGGAGAAGGUGGAUAUAAUAAUAAUAAUAAUAAUAAUAAUUAAUAAUGAAUUGAAUUGAUUUUAAAAUGAAUUGAUUUUAGAAUGUGUUACUUUUAUUUUUGUUAGCCGCUCUGAGCCCGGCUUCGGCUGGGGAGGGCGGGAUAUAAAUAAAAUUUUAUUUAUUAUUAUUAUUAUUAUUACUACUAUAAUUUAUUGUUUGUAGGCCACCCAUCCGACUGGGUUGUCCCACCCACUCUGUGGGGGCUUAACAGCAAAUAAAAACCUCACAGAGGAAAGUUUUCCUCCCUUUCUCAAAGCACUGGGACUUGCUGAAUGUGGGAAGGUUCUGGACACAGAAAGGAAAGUCCUUCUUGUAGCACAGACUGUGGAACUCCCUGCCACAGGAGGCGGGGAUGGCUACCAAUUUCGUUGUCUUUAGAAUUGUAGAGUUGGAAGGGAGCUCUUUCUCUCUCUCUCUCCCUGCAGGACUGGUUUCCUCGGACAAGAGCAGCGCCGCCUACCUCCUUGGCCACGAAGGUGGGGGCCAGGUGGCCGUGAUCGCUGUUGGGGGGCCUCCCGAGUCGCUUGACGCCCGACCCGGAGCUCUGACCCUCCAGCUUCGCAACCGCAAGGGCUUCAUCAAGAUGGCGUUGCAGCACGGGUGAGUUUGGGGGCACAGGGGACCCCUGCUGUUGCUGCUCGCGACUUCCCCGUAGCGAAAUCCCCGAGCCCUGAUUAAGCCGGGCUCUCUUUAAAUAUAAUGUUAUUAAGGCUUUUCAACAUGCAAUUUAAAAAAACAAGAACGACAGAAGCAAAACAAAGAUAUCGGAAAGAGAACGAAGAGGAAAGAGAGAAAGGAAUAAUAACAGGAGAGAGGGAGGGAGAAGUAACAGUGUGUGGGGGGGGAAAGUAUUUGAUCCCCUGCGAAAUUUGCCCUUCUGACGAAGAAAUGACCCGCCCAUCAUUUUAAUGGUAGGUUUAUCGUAGCUGUGAAAGACAGAAUAACAACAGGAAAACCCCCCAGAAACCCAGAAGACAAAAGUCAGAGAUUGGUGUGCAUUAUAAAUGAGUGAAAUAAGUAUUUGAUCCCCUAUCAACCAGCCAGAUGUCAGGACUACCUGGUAUCUUCACAAAUACUUAUUUCACUCAUUAUAACUCACAUCAGUCUCUGACUUUUGUCUUCUGGGUUUCUGGGGUUUUUUCCUGUUGUUAUUCUGUCUCUCACAGCUAAAAUUAACCUACCGUUAAAAUUAUGGGCGGGUCAUUUCUUCGUCAGAGGGCAAACGGGCGAAUUUAGCAGGGAAUCAAAUAUCCCCCCCCCCCCACUGUAAAAAUGACUUGCAAGUAUCCGCCCAUCAGUUAUUCCUGCAAAAUUCCUCGUAAUAAUCUGACGUUCAAUCCCGAGUAAUGCCCAGAUAUUCCUCCCUCUGCUAGCUGACGCUUUCCCAAUUUUAAAUCCAGGCACCACAGGUUAAUUCCUUUUCCUUCCCACCCAAAAGUCAAAAAUCAUUAUUUAUUGUAAGUGUCAGCCUUCAUCUUCCUCCAGUCCCAACCUCACAACUUCACUGCCAGAUUUAGAAAGAAAUAUUCACUCCUUAUUCUUUAUUCCUCAUGAGUUUUUUUUGCUGCGUUUAUAGAAAAAGACAGUGCUUAGGGAGUGCUCGCAUUUUUGACUCAAGAAAACCACCAUUUUAUAGUUCAAAUCAGGAAAAAUAAAUAAAGUAAAUGGACAAAAGUACAAAGAUUCACAAAAUAUUUAGGCGUAUGCGUACCCCUGCGUACUAUGGGCUACUUUUAAAAUGAGGCUGCAUUUGCAUUUUAACCUGUAUUUUAAAUUGGCUUCCCCCCUCCUAUUAUGUUUUUACUGUAAUUUUAUUGGUGUUAGCCGCCCUGAGCCCGGCUCUGGCCGGGGAGGGCAGGGUAUAAAUAAAAUUUAUUAUUAUUAUUAAAGCAGUGGAAUAAGACCCAUAGCUGUAACUGAUUACGAAUUAUACCAGCAGGGCUCUUUUUAUAGAACCUCCUGUUCCAAGAGCAGUCUAUCAGGUUCCUAGAUUUCUUAGGGGUGUUUGGCCACAGGCUUCUGGACUGGGUGCCCCCAUCUUGCGCCCAAUUGCUCGCUAACUCUCUCUGCCCCCCACUUCUCCCUCCCUCCCAGAGCUGCCCUGGUCCCCGUCUUCUCCUUUGGGGAGAACGAGCUCUUCAACCAGGUCUCCAACCCCCAGGGCUCCUUCAUCCGGGCAGCGCAGGAUCGCCUCCAGAAGGCCAUGGGGCUGGCGCUGCCCCUCUUCCACGCCCGGGGAGUCUUCCAGUACAACGUUGGGCUCCUGCCGUUCCGGAGGCCCAUCUAUACCGUCGGUGGGUAGAGCGCGGGGGCAGCGGGGUGGGGUGGGGGUGUCUCCUAGGUGGGCUUGACCUGUUUGCCAGCAGAGCGGACUCCCUUGGAAAGUUGACAAUCCGCCUGCCUGGAACUCUUUGGCUGCCAUCUCUGCAUUGCAGCGGGUUGGGCUAGAUGGCCUCUGGGGGGUCCCACCCAACCCGCGUAUGGUUCUUGCUUCUGCGACCUCAGAAGGCGGCGGGCUCUCCUUCACGGGAGGCUUUUAAUCAGGAAUUCUUUGGCUGUCGCUCCCUGCAUUUGAGAGGGUUGGGCUGGAUGACCUCCAGGGAACCCCUUCCGACUCUACAGUUCUGUGCAAAGCCAUUUCUGGAUGAGGCCGGUGGGGCCUCCCCUCCUAACCACCCAACCUGGGCCUCUUCUGCCUGCCCCACGGCACCUCUCAUCUCUGCCCCACUUUGCUCCUGGGCUGAUGCAACACAUACACACCCCCAACGCUGACUUCUGUACCAUCUCUGCCUUUUGCAACCCUCCCUCCCCUCUGGGCCUUCCUGGCAGCAGAGCUGUCGCGCUGGACUUUGGCCUUGGCAGAAGGGGGGGAUUUCGGGCUGACUCAGCAUGCUGCAACUCCCGGGGGGGGGGUCCCUCUUUGCAGAAGCCAAAAACCGGACCCUUUGACACCCCCCCUUUGAUGGAGAAUGGCUAACCCUCCGUUUGCCGCCUGCCUUUCCCAAUCCCUGCCCAGACUUUUGGCUGCAAGCUUCCACAUUUGUGACCCAAAUGCUAUGGGGGGGGGGAGCUGGUGAGUUUGCCUUGGAACCAUAGAACUUUGGCAUUGGGAGGGACCCCUAAAGGUCCUCUAGUCCAGCCCCCUUUCACAAUGCUGGAGUCGUAGCGAAGGAAUCCCUUGUCCCAGCACCCCUAAGCCUGGGGUGUGAGUGUGUGUAUGUGGAUUUUAGGGGGGGGGCAGUCAAGCACUUGGCUGUGCAGCUAGCAUCCUUCAGGGCCGAAUCCUGGCCUUGCCCGCUGAGUCCUGCUCUAACCACUUAGCCAGUGGAGGAGUUUGUUGUGACCCUAAAAGAAGCCGUCGGUGUGGGGGGGAGGUAACCCCAGGAGUCGGAAUAAUGGAACUGAAUUGCAAGGGACCCCCAGGGGUCAUCCAGACCAACCCCGUGCAAUCUGGGGCAAGCCAAGCAGCUGGAAUACUUCUUGGUGCAGAGUUCGAGCACUAACUCUCUCUCUCUCUGUCUCCCUCCCACAGUGGGGGCCCCGAUCCUCGUGCCCAAGACCCCCCACCCGUCAUCCGAGGCCAUCGACGAGCUGCACAAAACUUACCUGGAGAAGCUCAACAAGCUCUUUGAGGAGAACAAGGCCGCGUACGGCCUCCCCGAAGACAGGCACCUCGAAAUCGUGUAGGGCAGGGCGGGGGAGAGAAACCCACGGACACCCCCACCCCGAAAGAGAUCCCCUGUGGGGAGCUUAUUUCCUGGACUGCAUGAAGAAGACUGAUGAGGAACCAUUCCAAUACUGAGGGGUCCCCCAGUCUCAGGAGGGGGGCACCCUGAUUUUUGACCCUUGAAGGAUUCCAGGGAAGGAGGUGGAGGGGGGUGACGUGCACUUAAAUGGGGGGGAGCUGGAUAAUGGCUGCUUUUAUGAAAGCUGUAUACUUGCCUCCUGGGAGGUAGUUCCCUGUUCUGUGCCUGCCUGAACCAAGGGGGAUGUGGGUAUGAAAUGCUCCUUCAGCCUCUAAGCAGUUGCCCCCCCCCCCUUGUUCUCCUUCUGCAGAAGUAAUAAAGGGCAGAAUUGUCUUUUCAAAAUGA
Molecule: messenger RNA, 9065 nt
Organism: Podarcis lilfordi (Lilford's wall lizard)
Lineage: Eukaryota; Metazoa; Chordata; Lepidosauria; Squamata; Lacertidae
Source: the annotation of a GenBank genome assembly